AUGCCGCUUUUUGGUUGGAUGAAAUGGUCAAAAAAUGAUUCCUACAAAUCUGCACAAUAUCCUGGCUCAGAAGUAGUGACCAAGACCCUGCUGAGGGAAUUGAAAUGGCACCUGAAAGAACGUGAAAGAUUAGUACAAGAGAUUGAAAAUGAACAAAAAGUCCAGAAAAAUGGUGUGGAUUACAACUGGUUGAAGAACUACCAAAAUCCACAAGCCACAAUCCCAGCUACUGAACAAAGGCAGCUUGAAGUCCUUUGUUCACAAAUUCAACCUUGCCAAACUGGAACUGUUCUUAGCAGAUUUCGUGAAGUUUUGGCAGAAAAUGAUGUCUUACCUUGGGAAAUAGUCUACAUAUUCAAGCAAGUUUUAAAAGAUUUCCUAACUACUAUUGAGAAGGAAAACCAACAAGACCAACUGGUAGAUGUAUGGAAUACAAAUUGCUCUGAACACUUCACAGUGCCUGGUGACAGCUCUAACAAAUCGGACAAAGAUGAAAUUCCCACAGUUUCAAGUUACGUUGACAAAAAUACACAGAGCAUGUUUCCCACUUUUUCUCACCGAAUCUGGAAUCUUCCAUAUUACUAUCCAUCAAGUUAA
Messenger RNA from Trachemys scripta elegans, 597 nucleotides. It is a transcript of the gene RD3L, whose product is annotated as retinal degeneration 3 like. The record is from RefSeq and is a predicted model, not a curated record. The coding region runs from base 1 to 597 and encodes 198 amino acids. NCBI's taxonomy places the organism in Eukaryota, Metazoa, Chordata, Testudines, Emydidae. The transcript is spliced from 2 exons.